GAUCUGCAGCACUUGGCUCGAACAAAGCAUCCCCUAGGAUGGACUUUCACUGAAAUAAAAUUAUAAAAUAUUUAACGUACAUAAACACACAUUCGUGUGUCCAUAACACUUUAAACAGUAAAACAGUGAAAAAUUAUAUUCAACAAGUGUCCAUGUCGUUAGUACCUAAGUCAAUAUCUUUUGCCCGAGGCCAAGGACUAUAGUCAUGAAAUAAAAAUGCAUUAAAUUGUUUUAAUCAAACGUCAAACAGAAUGUUAACAAGAAAAUACAAUCUUACAGAUUUUCAAAUAGUGUAAACAAUCUCCAACAGAAAAUCGUCGGUCGAUCUAUAUUUAUCAAUGUCACAAUGACCUGUCACGGUUAGUUGAGAUUUUGACAUGUGUGUUUACCUUCGAUACCGUGCACAUGGUGUCCGAAAAAAUGCCUGUAUCCUCUAUCUAGAUGCUUGCUUGGAACCUUUGAGUGUUUGUUUAUAAUUUCCUGCACUUCUCCCAUAGAAAUAUUUGGAAUUGGUUUCAGAUUUCGGGUCCAACCAACAUCACUUAAUCCUUGUUUUGCCGUCGCCAUUUUUUUUCUGAGCACGGACCGUGUAAAUCAACCAUGCGUUAUCAGCCUCGUUUUGAGAUAAUCGAUACCGAGGCGUGAAUAAAGUCUAUUGAAGGAGCAGUGAGCUUCGGAAAUUGUCUGGUGUGCCGAGAUCAGCAUCGCAAGUCUGGGUCAUAUAUAUAAGUAACUUCUUUAUGUUUUGUUAUUAAGUACAACAAACGGAAAAUUGUGAGGGUUCGUUGAGGAGGUAGCAGCAAGGAGAGGGGAUAGCAGCUAAUGCCAAGUUGCAAGCAAACCAAACUUGAGAGCUUGACAAUUUGGAUAUGGCCAAUUUUCAAGACGUUUUUACUAGCACUGAAUAUCGAAAUUGGAUGAAAUGCCAUUUUGCACAAAGCCUUGCUAAGGAUGUUCUAACUGAUGUCGUUGAGGCAGAGAUUGAAUCGUUUCGUAUUCAGAUACUACACCAUGCUCAAGUCACUACGCUUCAGCCACAUGGCACAGUAUGUAACAAAUGCAUGACUCCUAAUGUUAUCAAAUGCCCUACAAAGACAGUGUGCAAAACAAAACACAGAGGCUGUAAAUUUCACAACAGUGUCGCUCUCAGUAACAGAAGAUGUCCAACGAACGGCAUGUGUGAUAGUUUAUGCAAAGCGAUUAUUGACAAUCAUCGUUUUAAAGGACCUUCCUGGAAAAAUACGGACGCAACCCAAUGGUGCACAAUCGCGUGGUCGAUUGCUAAAUGUUACAUGCCCCCAGAUGGGUACGAUAAUGUUAACACGGCUCAUGACACCGAUUUUAACGGCAUCGUGAAUAUCAUCAUAAACUGUAUCAAAUUUCAGAAGUACUUUAAAGACGACCUAAGCAAAUCUGCCAAUAUCUGUACAAAGGUUAGAGACAAGUGCAAAACGCUGAGACAUUCCCCUACUAUGACGAUGGCUGAUGACGAGAUGGGCCAUUUUAUAGACACCCUUGUGGGCAUUCUAAAUGAUUCAGUAUACGUGAACAAUCAUUCUAAAUUUACUGAGACAAUCCAGAAACUACGUAAGUUGAAAACAGAUGCAUUUGGGGUUUCUGCAACUGACAUGAACCGAACGUUAGAAGAUGCGCUAUUAAAUCUAACCACUAUGGUCAAGAGCUGCAGCGAUAUAAAGCUUGAGGACCGCGACUCUUUAAAAUUACAACAUAUGCUCAAUGUGGCAGACUCGCUGCACCAUCUCACUGGUGAUGUUCGAACCCGCAUAGAGCAUGCUCUUUCUGGUGAAAAGAAUGAAACGGCGUCGUCAAACAAAACGAUUGGCGCUGUUGCGGCUAGUGUCGCUGGUAUAGCAGGGGUUGCAUGCAUAACAGCGGCAUCAUUAAGUGUCGGCGGAGCUGGACCUGCGUCAAUGGGAGCCUGUAUGUCAAUGGGAGCCGGUAUAGCAGCAGCUACGUUUGCCUCGACUGCUGAAUGCACACUUGCCUUUGGUUCAGCAUUAUUAGGCGCUGUUGCUGCGCCUGUUGUGCCUAUCACGCUAGCAUCACUAUAUGUUUGGCGCCGUAUUCGUGUACCAGUUCAGAACGAAGGGAUUACAGCAGAGCCUACAAUUCCAGAGUUAAAUGAUCUUCGUCAAAUUAAAGACUUGCAAUUAGCGACAAUGACAAUACGGGAAAAAGUGAAACAACUGUUUAACCAGAGUCAUAUUAAGCCGUCCGAAAAUAAUUCAAUAGAAGCUGAUACGGUACAAGUGCAUAUGAAGGAAAAUAAAGUUCAUUACAUGAAAAAUUAACUCGUCUGUAAAACAUCAGUUGAAUAUAUGUUUAUGAUCAAAGCUUUGGAAAGAAAAGAUUGUAUAGUUUAUCGUUCUAUUGGUACAAUACGAAGUGUAAUUUGAAUUACAUCCAGAGGCAUCGCACGCUUUUAUGUGUACAUAAACAACAUGUUUGAUGAGCACGCAUGCCUCAGACAAUUGCUGCUGCUAGACACAGCUGUUUACUUUUGUAAACCAAGAAAUAGCAUAUCGCAAAUAAUUUCAAAGUUUAGUCUGAUCAUAUUGGUGGAGUCUUCAUUGUCAUUUGUAACAGAUGUGUAAUAGACAUAGUUCAGGUGUUGUAACAUGCCGUUGUGCUGUUGACGAACCAAUGAAAUUUAGCCGUCAAAGAUAAAGCCCUUUCAAUUAUUCUCGUUCCAGGUCAAAGUGAUAUUAGUAAAUAUGGGUUAGAGGUGAAUGGCAAUAAACUAUACAUGUGCAAAUAUCAAAGAUUUGCAAGGGUUCGUUGUUUUAAUGUAUAAAAAUAUGAGCAAUUCAUUGACGUUCGGACGGACAAAAAUUGGGACUUGACAAAACAAAGUCCCGUAUCAUCAUGAGUCACAGUGAAAGCUGUGUUUUAUUUUAAAGAUGUCUUUGAUAAUUGGAAUGUACACACUGCAAGAUGAAAUUCCAAUUGCCUUUGAAUGUUGGUGUUAACACGUAACCGUUCACGUCAAGAUAACUGCCUUAACACUUAAUAUAAUUAUAUGAUUAAAUAUAAAUUAAAGGCGUAUACUGACUGACGUCGUACAAAUAUUAACAAUUGCAUUUAUAUUAAAAACACCCAUGUGUUGAUGAAGUUAACUGUUCGGUCUAUUAGCGUCAAAUUUAACACUCAUAUUAUGUUCUUUUUUAAUGUUUAUUCGCUCAAAACUGUGAAGCGGCUAUAACGCGAUAUGCGUUUAAAGUUGCUUGAAGGUCCUUUUUAGAACACCUAUUGUUACUUAACAUACCUGAACGCUCGGUGUUGAUAUAAUUUAACACAAAGAUCGCAUUGAAAAUGCACAAUAUCCUUGUCUAUUAACGAACGCUUUGUUUCAACAUUUGUUUCAUCUGAACGCUGGAUGGUAUGAUGUCAUAGAUGGCAGAUACGUCGUCAUGUCGCCAAACGCGUAUGGAUACAGAUUUGUUUUACCGCAGCUUGUUUGUCGUCUCCUUUAGCCUUGUUUUGUGUGAUUCAUACUUAACAAUAUCCUGACUGUAAUAUCACGGUCAAGGUAUGUGAGAAAGACGGUAUAAUAUCAAGUGAGAACAUGCAUUCAAUUUAUAACUAC
Molecule: messenger RNA, 3607 nt
Organism: Dreissena polymorpha
Lineage: Eukaryota; Metazoa; Mollusca; Bivalvia; Myida; Dreissenidae
Exons: 4
Coding region: 870-2312 (480 amino acids)
Source: RefSeq, a predicted model, not a curated record